AUGACUAGCGAAAAAAGAGUCUUUGCUGGUGUCCGAAAUGCUUUGGAGAACCAACGGGAGGAAAAGCAGAAGGAAACGGGUCCUGAUGCAGCAGUCCAAGUAACGGAAGAGAAGAAGAGAGUACCGGGAUCUAGUAGGAAGAGUUCGACCAAGAAGAGUUCGUCCAAGGACGACCAACGGAAGAAGCAUCUUCUUCGCAGCAAGUCAAUGGAGCACCCUGGCGCCAUCAUGCCAGCCCUUGUCACGCCUAGGCGGGGUUCUAUGGCCAUGGAAGCAAGGACCGGGAAACUUAGCAAUGACGCUGAUGCAGACAGGGAACUGAAGAAGCAGAGUGGGGCUUCUGAAGACACCAUGGUUGACGCAGCUCCUGAGGAUCCCCCUGAGGAAUCUCAUGAUCUCGGGGUACCCUUCUUUGACCCGAUUUUCCCAGACGACGACCAAGUGACCAAGAGGAAGGCUCCUAUUCGUAGCAAGUCCAUGAAGCUGGAUCCUGAACCGUUUGUGGAAGACGGCCCCAAUGACUUUGGAGCGCCUUUCUUUGACGACCCAGUGCCCAAGACACCAGCUAAGACGAAGAGGCCUCUUUGUCGCAGCAAGUCCUUGGACUACGCUGGCACCAUGGCAGUUGCGAGGACAGCUGAGAAACAGAGGAACUGCGUGGCUGAAGCUGUCGAUGGUGAAACUGGGGCAAUCCCGUUGUUGAAAGCCAACUCUAGGGAUGGCAAAGGAUCUUCCACCCGCGUCUCUCGGCGGUCCAUGAAGGAAGAUAAGAAGGCUGUAGAAAGCAAAAAGGAAUCAAGCAAAAAGGAAUCAACCACCAAGGAUCGCAUUCGUCGGCGCUGCAGCCGUUCUCCCAUGCGUAGACGCGGCUCUGGUAUAUAUGUCGACGACUCUUCCAGAAACCUGCGAUCAAGGUCCCGAUCUGGUUCCCCGGAUGCCCGAAGAGCAUCACGUUCACGCUCCCGCUCUGUUAUUCGAGACAGCACAAGGGCAUCACGAUCUCGGUCUAGGUCUCGGUCCAUUACACGCCGGGGCAGGAGUUCAUCGCCAUCAAUGUCUACUCCUCGAGGGGGGAGGAAACCAUCCGUUUCGGCGUCCCGGUCUCGAUCCCGAUCUAGUUCACGCGGCGGUAGAAAUCCGUCACUUGCGCGCUCGAGAUCAAGGUCUCGCGGUGGCAAACGACCGUCUCUGUGUGCAUCAUCGUCUCAAGCAGCAACGCAGAGUUUCCGUCGACAAGGAUCCCUGUUGACCUCGUCGCAGCAAAUGGGUAGCGUCCGUCGAGGAUUACAGGCGGAACGUACUGCCAGUAUCCGGCGUCAAGGGUCCCUCUUGGCUUCCUCCCAGCAAAUGGGGAGCGUUCGUCGAGGAUUGCAGCAGUCGGCAUCGGAUCGAAGAGGCAGCUUUCGCCGUGGAUCCAUGUCUUGCCCUUCUCAUCAGCCAGCCGGCAGUGUCCGCCGAGACAUGCCUUCCAGUUCUGAACGAAGCACGGGUAGCAGGGGCGAUUUGUCGCUGUCUUCAUCCUCGCAUCACCAUCAUGUGGGCCAGGAAGAAUGCUACGAUGAUGAAGAUAUUGAUACGUUGGAUACUAGUGGAGAUGUGGAACCAGAUACAAGCAUCUGUGAGAAGGAAGUUGAGAUUGCUCCUUCCGAGCAAGUUACGGCGCCAGGGGAGAACAAUGCUGGUUCUGAGGAGGAGCUCACCAAGGAUGAUUCGUCUUCUGACAAGACACGUGAGAAAUGGUUAUGCUGCUGCGGAAACGAUAAUGAUGACACACAUCCAUUUUGUUGUAUGUGCGGUUCAGCCAAGUUCUGGGCAUGUGCAGCCUGUCACAAAAAGGAUGACAACAAACAAAAGUACAAGUUCUGCGGCUGGUGUGGCGUUGAGCGGGAGGGGUCAGGGUCCUCUAAUGGGAGAAAUGUAGCAGCCGCAAAAACUGCAUGA
This is a messenger RNA of Seminavis robusta, 1941 nucleotides long. Lineage: Eukaryota; Bacillariophyta; Bacillariophyceae; Naviculales; Naviculaceae. The record is from the annotation of a GenBank genome assembly.